GACGUGGGCUUUAUUUUUCCGUUGGGCAGUCUUUCUCCAGCUUUUGAGUCGGAAUCGCAGUUUAAACUGUGGAAGGGUAGUUUCGCGUGUGGUCGUUGUAUGUUUUGGUAAAGUUAGGACAUUGUGGUUAACUCGAAACGCGCGAAAGUUACAUUGUGAUUAAAAAAUUAUAAUUUUCAUAUAUAAAUUUUCAAUAUAUUGAGUAUUUCAAUCGAUUAUCACGAUGGGCGACAUGGUGGACCAAAUUCUGAAUAUGUACAAGUUAGAUAAACCUUUCACAAUAGCGAUGCCAUGCAAAGAUCGGAAACGAGCAGAUGGAGAACCAAGUAUCUUCAAUAAACCGAAACCAAAAACGAAAUCCGAGAUAGAUUAUGCAAAAGAAUAUAAGAGGAAAGAUGAUGAGGAAUAUUUAAAGUUGACGAAAAAUAUAAUCUUCAAUAAGAAAAAUUGUUUGGACAAUAUGUCCGAUGUCACAGAACCCAUGGACGGAGUGUCUAGCAAUGAGAAUCCACAGAGAAUUUAUAAAACAUAUAACUUUGCCUAUCGGCCCGAGAAUAAUUUACCUAUUCUUUCCAUUAGGGAAAAAAUAGUAUCUAUGAUAUCUAGCAAUUCGGUCAUUAUUAUACGUGGUUCCACAGGUUGCGGCAAAACCACCCAAGUGCCGCAACUCAUUCUUGAUAAUGAAUUUCAAAACAACCGAAACUGCAACAUAAUCGUUACACAGCCAAGACGUAUCGCCACGCUGAGUAUUGCCAAAAGGGUUAGCCAGGAAAGAGAUUGGCCUGUCGGUACUAUCGUGGGGUACCAAAUGGGUUUGAUCAAGCAUGUGUGCGAGGACACUCGCAUAACGUACUGCACUACUGGUGUACUCCUGCAUAAGCUUAUUAAUAAGAGACACAUGCUGGACUACACACACAUUAUACUGGACGAAGUGCAUGAACGCGACGAGAAUAUGGAUUUCCUUCUGCUCGUGGUUCGAAAAUUGCUACGCACAAAUUCAAUGAUGGUCAAAGUCAUAUUGAUGUCGGCAACGAUCGAUUUAGAUAAGUUUUCCGAGUACUUUUCAACACCUGUUGAAAAUAAGCUUGUACCAGCAUCCAUCAUCGACAUACCAGAGAGUAGCCCGUACAAUAUUUCUAUAUAUUAUUUAAACGAAAUGGAGAACCUCGGCAGUAUACCUGAGAUAUCCAAGAACGAACCGGGGCUUACUUCAGCUUUGACCGAAUUUUGUAUACGUAUUAUACAUAUUUUCGAUCAUAUAGACAAAAAGAACAACAGCAGGGAUGGUGGGUACAAUAGGCUCGGUGUAUUGGUAUUUCUACCAGGAAUAUAUGAGAUCGAAGACAUGCGUGCAGCGCUUACAUCGAAUAAAUACAAGGACAUGAAAUGGGAUAUCAUUAUUUUACACUCGUUGAUCUCGACCGAGGAGCAAGAGAAUAUAUUUAAGAAGCUGCCCGAUGAUCACCGACGUAUUAUAUUAUCGACCAAUAUCGCGGAAAGCAGCAUCACUGUGCCUGACGUGAAAUACGUAAUCGACUUCUGUUUGACAAAACUUCUCGUCACCGAACAUAGAUCCAAUUAUCAGUGUCUAGAGCUCUGCUGGGCAAGCAAAUCGAGUUGUCAGCAACGUGCCGGCCGCGCAGGUCGUGUGAUGGAUGGUAGAGUGUAUCGAAUGAUACCGAGAUCGUUUUACGAAAACGCGUUGCCCGACGACGACAUUCCAGAACUGAUCAGAUCUCCAUUGGCGAAUGUCGUUCUUAAGGCCAAAAUGCUGGACAUGGGCGAGCCGAAGGCACUGCUCGCUCUCGCGCUGGACCCGCCGAACCUCAGCAACUUGCAAAGCACUAUCUCGCUGUUGAAGGAAGUCGGCGCGCUGCUGAAUAUGCCCGGUGACUUCGACGGGGAUGUGACGCCCUUGGGCCGUGUGAUGGCCUCUCUUCCGUUAAACGUACACAUGACCAAGCUGGUCGUUCUGGGCCACGUCUUCGACGUGUUGCAGGACGCGAUCAUCAUCGCUGCCAGCAUGUCCGUGAAGAAUAUGUUCAACAUCGGGUCCUACCAGUCGGAGUCGACCUAUUACGAGAAGCUCGAGUGGGCCGCCAACUCCGCCAGCGACUGCAUAGCUUGUAUAAAUGCGUUCAAGGUGUGGCGAAACGAGAAGAUGAAUCGUCGUAUAACCAGACCUCGGGAGGAAAAGGAGUGGGCGCGGAAGAAGGGUCUGCGGGUGAGAUCGCUGCGCGAGAUCAACGCCCUGGUGACCGACAUAACGCGGAAAUUGGAGCAGUUCGGUAUCAAGGAGUACAUGAGCACCGAGAAGCGCACUUGGGACAGUCACCACGUCAACCGUAACAUCGUCCUCAAGGUCAUCAUCGCCGGCGCCCUCUACCCCAAUUACUUCGUCAAGCUCCCAUACGACAAGGCGUAUUGCCGUAAAGACGUAGAGAGGGCGAUGUCCAAUCAUGACCCGAGGAAAACCGUGUUCCUGCGCGGAUGGCCGUUGGAACAGCCGGGCAUGUUGUACGCCAAGAGAAUUCAGGAGAUCUUCGCAGAUUUCAUGGAGCUGCGGGAUCCCGAUGACAUAACGGUGUCCUUCGACGGGUCGAGCCGCGUUUACGUCAGAUACGACGGCCGCUCGUUCGACGAUCACACUUUCCUGCGGAACGCCAUCAAGAUGAGGCAGUGCCGUGUGCCGAUCAAGAUAGACUUGCUCAGCGAGAAGGAGGCUUCCGAACGGGCGGCCAUGCUCGGGUUUACGGAGAUAUUUGAGCACAAGUCUUCGACGGACUGGACGAUCAAGAAGUACGAGAGGAAGCCGUAUCCCGAGGUACCGAAGUAUUUUGAGUGCCGGUCGAAGGUGACGCUGCACGGCCCGUGGUCGCCGUUGGAAGUUCAGCUGGAGCACCUGACAAACUCGGGCACGAUGAAGAUCGUGAACGUGGAGGCGAUAUCGGUGAAUUCCGUCCUGCUCAACACCUAUCCGGACAAUUCCAAGGGACUCUUCCUGGUGGCGCAGAAUAUUCACCAGUGCGUCAAGAACGCGCAGCGCUUGAUCCUGCAGAACACGACUCUCUUGCCUGACACGCCCGGCUUCGCGUCCCUCAUCAUAUUAAUGUUCACACCGUACAUAGAGAUGAGACGUGAUCCCCUGGGCGUACGUUACACCGGUGCUCUGUGCGGCCUAGGAUACGACCACGUCACGGGGCUGAAUCUCUUAUCCGAGCACGAUCUGGAGAACGUAUUCGACGUCGAGAUCACGAUGAACGAUCUGCGAACGAUUAACAAACUACGCCAUUGGAUGAACAUCGCGAUGCACUCCGUCGACGGCAUCAACGAGGACGAGCGGAACGAGCUGAUCGUAAACUGCCAGAAUCACGUCAAGAGCGCGUUCACCGAGGUGAUAUACAAGCCACGGCAGGCGCAGGUGCCGAUCCUGACCACUAAUUUUCACAAGUGGAAUCUCUACGACGAGACCAUGUUCCUCGAGCCCGCCCGGGGUACCAGCAGGAGGAACUGCGUGUACAGCCUGCACAAGGCGUUGGACUUGAACGAACCAAACCCCGAACUCGAAGGCUUGAUUAAGAAUCUCUUGGAGAUGGACGCCUUAGCUCACGAGGAUCCACGUGAAGUAACUAUCGGGCCAGUGGUUUGUAAAUUAUGUUCAAUAGAGAUACGGGGAAUUGUAAAUCUUCGUUCUCACCUGUGCUCAGAACAACAUAAAGCGAAGCAACGAAUGGCAGAUACGACUACUCAAUAUGGGGAAGAUCUGCAAAGCCUUUUGAAAAACAUGAGAUUGUAAUACCGUGAUCGGUGGGAAGAACUUUACCGAUAAACUUGUCCUACAUUGAGAUACGUAUCAUAAUCAGCAUGAUUAUGUGCCAUAAUCACCUGAUCACCUGACAAUUACAUGAUUGUGAUUUUUUUUUUGAUAUCUCUGUGAGUUGAAAUUUUCGGACACGAAAAUGUGCGUUUCAAGGAUUUAAGUAAACUUAUUUUCUUAUGCUUACUUUUCCUUUCUCCAUAACUUGUAAUAUUUUGUUUACUGUUGAAAAGAAAGAG
This is a messenger RNA of Dinoponera quadriceps, 4056 nucleotides long. RefSeq names its product putative ATP-dependent RNA helicase TDRD9. NCBI's taxonomy places the organism in Eukaryota, Metazoa, Arthropoda, Insecta, Hymenoptera, Formicidae. The transcript is spliced from 8 exons. The record is from RefSeq and is a predicted model, not a curated record. Gene Ontology annotation, molecular function: RNA binding; ATP binding. Gene Ontology annotation, cellular component: intracellular anatomical structure. The coding region runs from base 224 to 3796 and encodes 1190 amino acids.